Messenger RNA from Prorocentrum cordatum, 435 nucleotides. Lineage: Eukaryota; Dinophyceae; Prorocentrales; Prorocentraceae. The record is from the annotation of a GenBank genome assembly.
AUGGUGCCCACCGACCUCGGCCGCUUCCCUGCGCCGCGGGCGGUGCCCCGCGAGACCCGGGCGGUCUCGGAGGGCGCGGAGGCGGCUCGCCAACCUCUCUCGCAGCCCAUCUUGGACUCGCAGGGGGCAGCUGCAGCCGUCGCGGCGGAGGUGGAGGGGCCGAGCUCGCCGGACGUCAUCCUCGUCGGCUUGACUAGCAAGGGCAACGGCGACGAGGUGCAGGAGCGUGGCGAGCGCGGCGCUGCGGAGCCGACGGUCGUGGAGAGCCAGAGCCAGCGUCCGCGCACGCCGCUUCAGAGUUCUUCCGCCCCAGGCAGGGAUGACCCAGAGUUGGGCCGCGCCCUCGCUGCGUCGCAGCUCGUGCAGUCCAAAGAUGACGUGGACCUGGAGGCAGCGCUGGAGAGGAGCAAGCACGACGUCGGGGGUCGCGGCAAG